CGAGUCCCUAAUAUUGUGCGCGCCCGGUAAAUACAGCUCAACCUAUUAUAUAUUCCUCCUAAUCCUUCUCUAUUUUCCCCUAAUACUUAUUUUCUAAUUCAUCGCUUUUAUAUUUAAACAAACCUAAUUUUGGAUUUCUAAUUUUUUAUUCUUCCCUUUUUUCUGGGUUUUCCCUUUUUGGCUCUUCUUCCCUUCAUAUUCUAGUCUAUACUUAUUUUGAAAAGAAAUGCUAUUUUUGCAAGGUUUUUGUCUUGUGAAGAAUUCCUAAGAAAAUUGAAGUCUUAAUUUUCAGCAACAAUCUUAUGGUAGGGUGUAAAGGAUGGGAAGAGUCAAACUAAAAAUUAUGAGAUUGGAGAGUAGUAGCAAUCGUCAAGUUACAUAUUCUAAAAGGCGUACUGGAAUCAUAAAGAAAGCUAAGGAAUUAGCUAUUUUAUGUGACAUUGAUAUUGUCCUACUCAUGUUCUCUACUACCGGGAAGCCAACUUUAUUUCUUGGAGAGCGUAGCAACCUUGAACAGAUUAUCACAAAGUAUGCUCAACUCACCCCCCAAGACAGGAUAAAAAGGAAAUUGGAGAGUCUUGAAGCCCUUAAGAAAACUUUCAAGAAGUGUGAUCAUGAUGUGAAUAUAGAAGACUUUGUAGCUUCAAGUAGUCAAAUGGCUGAGCAGGAACUAGCUAACCAAGUGGGGAUGUUUCAAGCCCAAGUCACACGAGCAGAGCAGGAAUUGAGUUGCUGGACUAACCCUGAUACGAUCAACAAUGUUGAGCAAUUGCAAUUGAUGGAAAAUUCCUUGCAUGAAUCAGUUAACCAAAUUCGUUUACACAAGGAAAACAUUAACAAACAGAAGAUUGAGCCUCUAGAAUGCAAUAACCAGUUCCAGAACGGAAUGCAUAUGCCUUUGAUGAUGAGUAGUUUGCAAGAUUUUCAGCCACAAUCUUGGUUUCCAACUACUGAAAAUCAUCAAAAUCAGCAAAAUCAGCAAAAUCAGCAAAUGAUGCUACUUGAUGAGUCUAACAUUUUGCCUCACAGAGAUAUGAAGUCCACAUUCGAUGCUUCCCUUCCCGGUUGUUCAAGCUACUUUGGGGAUACUAAAGUAGAGCUGGGUAAUGCCAGCCAAUAUGAUCAAGCAAGACCAGAGUGUAAUGGCUUGAAUCAGCUGACUGCAGAUGCAUGUAUGGGGGUUCAAAUUGAUGAGCCAUAUUCAUUUUCAUUGUAUGGAGAUAUAAAUCUUCCUGAGCCAAAGGCGAUGCAAGAUUGCGCGGUUAAGUUUCAAGGGAAUCCGAUGAAUUACCGAAUUGCUGGUCCUCAGGAUUUGCCCAUGUCUAUGUUUGAUACAAAGUCCCAACCAUGGGUUCCUUCUGAGUUGCCAAAGUUUAAUGAAAACUUAUAUCCACAGGAUACGGACUGCCACACUGGUUUAUAAGAGCUCCAUUGAUCAAUGUUACUUCUUCCGUCAUAUUAAAUUUGAAUCAUUUUCCAUUUUGAUCCGUCUCAUUUAUUUUGUAUCAAUUUUAUUUUUGGAUAAUGGUUCACCACUUUCUUUUAAUCUCACCAAGAUUAUACCGCUCCAUUUGUCCGUGUUUGCCCCAUUUUUAUUUUCGUUAAAUCGGGCAAAAUCGUUGAACGAAUGGUGUAUAUGAAAAUGUUGAUAUUGCGUGUCAUCUUACUAAAAUAGCAUUCGGUGUAUAUAAUUUCAUAUGUAGGAAAUUUUGGUGAUGUAUGUAGAAUAUUUUAGAAGAUUUGGUAAAUUAGUUUAUUGAGCAAUUUUAGCUUAUUUUGAUAUUAAUAGAGGAUUGUGUAGUCAAAUCG
Messenger RNA from Amaranthus tricolor (Joseph's coat), 1809 nucleotides. RefSeq names its product agamous-like MADS-box protein AGL65. Gene Ontology annotation, molecular function: DNA-binding transcription factor activity, RNA polymerase II-specific; RNA polymerase II cis-regulatory region sequence-specific DNA binding; protein dimerization activity. NCBI's taxonomy places the organism in Eukaryota, Viridiplantae, Streptophyta, Magnoliopsida, Caryophyllales, Amaranthaceae. Gene Ontology annotation, biological process: regulation of transcription by RNA polymerase II. The record is from RefSeq and is a predicted model, not a curated record. The transcript is spliced from 12 exons. Bases 320 to 1423 code for a protein of 367 amino acids.